Anisakis simplex (herring worm) is the source of this 255-nucleotide messenger RNA. NCBI's taxonomy places the organism in Eukaryota, Metazoa, Nematoda, Chromadorea, Rhabditida, Anisakidae. The record is from the annotation of a GenBank genome assembly.
GAUCAUGGGCUUCCUAUUGGUGGUCCUGGACCUGUUAUCAGUGUCGACGGCAAAAAUGUAUGGGAGGAUGCAAAUGGCAUGUCAGAACUUCAUGGUCCCGGUCCAGUGGUGAGUGGCAGUGGAAUCGGCCGGGUUUUCCCGCCACGGAGUGGUCAACUUCCUAUUGGAGGUCCCGGUCCAGUUGUGAGUGGCAGUGGAAUCGGAGGUAAGCGUAUUCAAAUAUUCAUGACACCACUGUCUUGCCAUCUAGUAUGA